AUGGUGGGCACAAAAUUCCACGACGAAGAGAAUGAACUCCUGCUAACCCGCAUGUUGAAGAAGGGUUAUGACAGGACCCGGAAGCAGGCCGAGAAGAGGGCAAUCAUCGUGGGAGUCGUCAACGUGUUAAAAAAAAAAUUUGGACGUAGCCACGACGAAUUGCAGAUUGUGAAGAAGUGGUCUGAUUUGAAACGGAGGCACCCGGACUGGGUCGAUGAGAUCAGUCGCAGAGUCUGCCCUGGGCUUCCAGUGCCAAAGGUCCGCCGCCGUCUAACCACGGCGGAUUUCGAUCUGGUUGAGGUCUCCGCGGAGGAGGAGGCUGAGCAGGCGGGCCCCUCCCACAGUCUUAGAGGUGCCACCAACCCACCUGAUGAACCCGGACCCUCUGAAGGGCCGAAAACAUCCGGCCCAGCUCCUGCUGAGGAGGAUAUCCCCACCCCAGCUCCUGAGGAAGAGGAUCAGGCGUUGGUCACCACCCCGCACCAGGAGGUAAUAAAGAAAAUUUCAGCAAAAAUUGCUCAAAUGAAAAAGAGGCAUGGGAAAAUCGGGGAAUUACGAGCCCAGAUCCAAAAAUCCCAAAGAAUGCUUCAAGAAUUCGAAGGCCAAUAUGGGGAGGACCUGAAGGAACUCACAAGCCUGCAGGAACAACUGCAAAAGUUGCCUUAA
Molecule: messenger RNA, 666 nt
Organism: Bufo bufo (common toad)
Lineage: Eukaryota; Metazoa; Chordata; Amphibia; Anura; Bufonidae
Exons: 4
Coding region: 1-666 (221 amino acids)
Source: RefSeq, a predicted model, not a curated record